AAUUCAGAUGACGACGAUAUCAGUAUUGCAACUCAAAAUGAUAGAGGUUAUGCAGCUGCUGGAACAGUAUUCGACGGUAGCACGAUUGCAUCAUGUCAGGAUCAAAGUGGACUCAUAACAGCCGAGACGGAUCUUCGCCAAAUGGGUUCUCACUUACAGAACACAGAAACGCACUACAUGAAUGCAUCUACUGUUACAUCAAUGGCACGCGAUGUCUCCAAGUCACUGCAGUACUAUGGCGGCAAAUCUCAAGGAGCGCAGUGGCUGCCAGUCAAUCAACUAUUCAGGAUUGUCACAAGAGAUUCAGUUUUUCGGGCAUUACGAGAGUGUCGCCCGAAGCUCGAGCUUUCGGAAACAAAGCUAUGGAAAUAUGCAGAAGACAUAUGCCCUCGAAGUCGUCCUGAUGGUUCAUGUCUCAUGGGAGCCCGGAGCAUGUUUGCAAUCCUCACAAUCUUGGAGAGAGUGAAUGAAAUUAUUCAAUUCAUCGAUCUCAACCUCUCGGACUACAAUCUACCUUUUGUCCCGGACGCAAAUCAACCGAGUUUGGAUGGUCAGCUAUUCCCAAAGAACCCUCCUCCCGGUUUUGCAAAUCAGAUUUUUGGACGCCAUUGGACGUUGCGAGAUUGGGGUGCAUUUGAGAGAUAUCAAAAAACGAUGCGGUCUCCCUUCUUCGAUAUUGGCCCUAACGACAAGGAAAGAAAUAUUCACCACUACGAACUGGAGCCAGAUACAGUGCUACCUUUCAUCAAGGAGUUUCCAGCUACGUCGUCCGACAUAACGUCUUACAGCAAAGUUCAGCGAGUACAAAUCCAUAUGCAUCAUCAUACCAUGCACAAGGGAGUUCCAGACGAAAAUCCGUUCUUCGCUGUCAAAGAACUACUCCCUGAACCUGAUGAUAAAAUGGACACCAGCCGCGAAAAGAAUUUCCGCGCGGAGGUGCGGGCUUUGGCGAAGACCGUUGGCCUAUCGAGUCAUGACCAUGUCAUUAAGCUACUCGCGACUUGGAGGAAAGGUGAUAGCUGGAGUAUGUUAUUUCCAUGGGCCAUAAGCAACCUCAAAGACUACUGGAAGCGGGGAGAGCCAGAAAGAUCGCCCGAAUUUGUCAAAUGGAUAUCCACGCAAUGUCGAGGCCUUGCCGAGGGCUUGCAAAAGAUCCAUAAAAGCCCCUCGGACCACGCGGAUCACGCACAAGAGUACGGUAUCCAUGGAGACAUUAAGCCUGAAAACAUCCUCCUAUUCCAUAGCGAUUCAAAUCCAUUCGGAAUAAUGGUAAUCAGCGACUUCGGCUAUACUCGCUUUCAUAGAAGAAAUACUCGGUCAAACACCCCGGCAGCAGGCUACAGUCCAACGCACAGAGCACCAGAACUUGACCUUGAAAAGUUCAUUUCCAGGUCCUACGACAUGUGGACUUUUGGCUGUGUAUUCCUAGAGUUCAUUACUUGGUACCUUAUGGGGCCGGAAGGUAUUGGAGAAUUUGUGGGUUGUCGGACGGCAGACGACACAGGUGCACCAAUAGGUAUUAAGGAGGAUAAGUUCUUCAUACCCAGCAUUGAAGAGAACGGAGAGAAAGAGGCGACAGUGAAACCGUCAGUCAACGAUUGGAUAGACGGUUUGAGAAGACAGCCCUACUGUGGUGGCUACUUCAGAGACUUCCUGGAUCUUAUUGUCAAGGAUCUCCUGCAACCCAAGCCAGGAAAAAGAGAAAGUUGCGCUAACAUCGCGGGGCAACUUAGAGAACUAGAGCACAGGUGCAAGAUCGAACCACCUGACAUGGAGUACCUGAUGGGUCAAGUCAGCGAAUCUACAACUGCUCGUUCCCUGUCAAGAACGAAACAACACUCACAACAAAGUGACGCAGAAAUGAAUGCACGAGCAUAUUCUCCUUUACUAGGGUCACUUUGUGAUGAGACUUGGGGUCCCAAAAGUGACCGCGGGUCUUUGAACUGUGCAUCGUAUGGAGAGAUGGAAAAUAUUGCCGACAUCUUUUCCAGAGAUGGUCCUGCAUACGAGACGGCACAAAAGGUCCAUCGGUUAACUACCAGGAGUCUUCGCAUGGAGCUCAAAGCUCAGUCGACUGAGCGAACACCACUCAUAACAAAGAUAGACUCCUGCUUGCCCGACGAUACUAGACCAACACUGCCAGGGGCCCAACGUUUGGGAGAAGCCAGUGAGGGUGGCGCUUGCUUGAGAACUCGCGAUAGGCCUUUCGAAGCGCAGGAAAUGAGUCCACGUAUCCGUGCACGGGAUGGUCAGUCACACCUCUCGACGGACGGCAGACACGGUGAUCGAGCGAGCGAUAGCAGAAGCAUUGAGUACAAGAGACCUGGUUCUUUUCUCUCUGUUUACAGUGAUGGGCAUUGGUGCGGGUUGGAGGACGUAUUCCAAUGUUGUUUUGCGUCUUCAGAGAACUCUACAAGUUCGCAAGAUUUAGAUAGCUAGAUCUACAACUAGGGUGCCCGCACAUGAAUGCUUCAGUUUCUCUGUCUGGGUUUGGCAAUUCGAAUCUUAGGUCCGUUGGCUUUUACGGUGGAAGGCGUUCGCAGGACUGGUAUUACGGCAUU
Messenger RNA from Colletotrichum acutatum, 2561 nucleotides. Its product is annotated as kinase-like domain-containing protein. Gene Ontology annotation, biological process: peptidyl-threonine phosphorylation; peptidyl-serine phosphorylation. The coding region runs from base 142 to 2439 and encodes 765 amino acids. The record is from RefSeq and is a predicted model, not a curated record. The transcript is spliced from 3 exons. Gene Ontology annotation, molecular function: ATP binding; protein serine/threonine kinase activity. NCBI's taxonomy places the organism in Eukaryota, Fungi, Ascomycota, Sordariomycetes, Glomerellales, Glomerellaceae.